Hylaeus volcanicus is the source of this 3227-nucleotide messenger RNA. RefSeq names its product nose resistant to fluoxetine protein 6-like. The coding region runs from base 610 to 2994 and encodes 794 amino acids. The transcript has 10 exons. Gene Ontology annotation, molecular function: acyltransferase activity, transferring groups other than amino-acyl groups. The record is from RefSeq and is a predicted model, not a curated record. Lineage: Eukaryota; Metazoa; Arthropoda; Insecta; Hymenoptera; Colletidae.
ACUUUCAUUACCUCCAAGAAAUUCAUCCGGCGAGGCCAUUUUUCUAUCAUUGCCAGCUUCGUCGUCCCAGGUGAUCCUUGGCCAUCGUACGAGCGAGAGCCACGCACCCGGUGGACACCAGAAUUUCGAAACACCAUUUCGGAGGUCCGCGAAGGGCUGUGUGAAAACGCGGACCAACUUGUGAAUUAUGACGACGAAAGCGAGAGGCCUCCACGAAUCAACGCCCUGGAAGAAUCCGAAAAUGCGACCGCAACGAUUCACGUGACUUAAAAAAAAGAAAAAGUCUCGAGACAACGCGUCGAGAAUACAUACAGAUCUCGUCUCCCGAUCGAACAAAGGAAGAAUAAACGACGAAACGAGUGAACAAUUUAGAAAAUCAAAAUUUCCGAAUUUUUCGGAAGAUCGACUGUGAUUCGAAGUAUUCGUAUUUUUCGUUUGGUUUUGCUGUGAUAAUUAAUUCGUACUUGUUCGAGGAGAGACGUUCUUGCAACGCUUAGAUCGAAGUAACGCUAUUUAGGUAACGUCGAUCAUGAUUAGUUGAGGUCGAUCGUCGACUCGUGUAACGAUCUUGCUGGCUCAAGUGUUUUUGGUGUCGAACGUAUUCCGAAGAUGACGAACCGCACGUGGAUCUGCAUUUUAUUCGCGUGCAUCGCAAUCGGCGGGGCGCGAUCCUCGGCUAACGUUUCGGAGAACCCUGCGCAGGAUCUGCUAGCGAAUCAACGCACCAGGACUGUAUUGGAAGCUGAGAGAAACGACAAAAACUGGACCACCCUGUCCGAAGCACUGGAUAUUUUUAACGUGCGCCAUCUUGCCAGCAAUUGGACCGAGGGGAGAUAUCCUGUCGAUGAACAAUGCGCCAAAGACAUCACCAGAUACAUCCAGGGACUGAAGAGGAACGAGAGAUGGGCACUGAAAGCGGAUGACGCUUCGGGUCGUUACGGCAACGGUUUCUUCUGGGGAAACUCUUACUACGUCGGAUCGUCCACCGAAUGCGUCUACAUCAACGAAGACUAUGGAAGGCCGAUCAAGAAAGCGCGUUCGGGUGCCUUGAUGGAGGAACUGGACGUGUUCAACGCGGAACCGCGGAAGAGGAACACCGGUCCCAGCGAGAACAAUCUCUGGAUCGACAUGAAAGUGGACAAGCCACCGUACAAAUUAGGAUUUUACAUGAUGACCAUUUCGAUAAACGCCACUGUGGCGCCUGCGGUAAUAGGCUUGACGCGAACGAUUUAUCUAGGAGUGUGUCUGCCGUUCUCGUGUUCCGCAUCCGAUGUCUCUGUGAUAGCUAAACUCGCUGGGAGUUCUCUCGCCGCGCGGCAUUCGUCGAUUGAAAAGAUUCGGGACCAGCACGACAUGUACAACAUGUACGAGGACCCUGUGUUCUGGAUUUUAUUUGGUGUAACCGCCGUAGUUUUCGUCUUGAUGGCGUUUGGUACCGGAUACGACAUCUACGUAACGAGAAAAUAUUCACGCAGGAACAUUAUUUACGAUCUGGAGAGGCACGCGAAACUGGACCAGCUGGCAGGCAGAAAUCAAAAGCCACUAAACGCUUCUCAAGGUAAGGUCUACCUUCCUGUUCCAGCGACCGAUGCUACCAUCAACCGACAAGCGCAGGCGGUUAAUAACAACAACGAUCACGAAGGUAGUCUACGCUCGACUACUUCCGAGGAACACAAAUUCGGCGUACUCGAAGAAUUGUUGCUGUCCUUCUCGGUGCUCACCAACGUGAAAAUCAUCUGCGACAAUAAGGUCGGCGGCGAUACGAUCAGCACGAUCCAUGGUCUGAGAGUGAUAUCGAUGACUUGGGUGAUCCUCGGCCACACCUGCAUCACCGCGUUCAAGUUCUCCGACAACAUGGAGUAUCGGAAGGUCGUGGAAAGAAAGUUCCUUUUCCAAACGAUCUCUAACGGCGCUUUCAGCGUCGACACGUUCUUCUUCAUGGGCGGGCUGCUCGUCAGCUUUCUGUACUUCAGAACGAACGCGAAGGGAGACUUGAAGACGCUCACGCAGGGUACACGGGGCCUCGUCUCGGGCAGUUUGAAGUUUAUCGGGCUGCUUCUUUACCGAUUCACUAGACUCACGGCCCCGUACAUGUUCGUGCUGGGCGUAGUUCAGAUCGCUAUGAAAUGGUUCCACUCGAACUCUGUGUUCGAGCCUCCUACCGCUGAUCAUUACAAUUGUCCCAAUUAUUGGUGGAGGAAUUUACUUUAUAUCAAUACCCUGUUCCCGGUCGACCAAAUGUGCAUGAUUUGGAGCUGGUACGUCGCGGACGACACUCAAUUUUACGUCAUCGGCGCCGUGAUACUAAUCUUAGCAACGAACCACUUCAAGAUCGCGACAUUCGCGUUGAGCACUCUUUUACUCAGUUCCUGGUUAACGACGGGCUACAUCGCCUUGGCGAACAACCAUAUGCCGAGCUCCGACGACCCGUUGGCGCUUUUCGAUAAAAUCUACGACAAACCGUGGACCAGGCUGGGCCCUUACCUCAUAGGCAUGUCAAUGGGUUACUUUCUUUUCAAAACUGAUUGCAAAGUGAAGAUGACCAAGACGACGGUCUGCGUGGGGUGGCUUCUCUCUUCGGCGUGUCUUUUGAGUCUGUUGUACGGCUUGUACGAAGCAGACCUUAGUCCCAUAAUGGCAGCAGCUUACUCCUCGUUAAGUCACAGCAUCUGGGCAUUUGGUUUGUCCUGGAUCGUGAUGGCGUGCAGCACAGGUUACGGAGGGUGCGUGAAUAGUAUUCUAUCAGCACCGAUCCUGUAUCCAGUCAGUAGAAUAACAUACUGCGCUUACUUGAUACAUCCGCUUGUGAUUCGACUAACAGCUUUGAACUUGGACUCGCCGUUUCAUUUAGGAAAAUACACUAUGAUGAUAACAUUCCUUGGACAACUGGUUCUGUCCUAUGUGUUAUCGUUCAUCAUAUCGUUGUCUUUCGAGGCUCCUAUAGUGAGCAUGUUAAAGAUACUUUCUCCGAAAAAACGAAAACGCAUACAAUGAGGCAACGGCAUAGCCGUUAAGCAGAACACACGUCUCGUUAAGUUAUUUAUAUAUGUUUUUAUUGUAUGUAAUUGAUGUAAAAAAAAAAAACCAAGAUAUCAUGUAUCAACGAGAGAACAUUGACACGAUACAAACAUGGUGUAAAAUUCACGUGCGCUUUUGCAUUGCCGCAAAAACAUGUAGUCUUAACUUUUCUAUGUAAUGUUACUUAUAAAAUAAAUUAUUUGUCUUUG